AUGAUUCUUCGCCAGUUCGCGUCCUCCCUGUCCCCAUGCCGGCAACGUGCCCUGGCCACAAUGGCCAAGAACAAUCUUGUCAAUAUCGUCGAGGUGGGCCCGAGGGACGGCCUCCAGAAUGAAAAGGGCCAAGUUAUUCCCGUUGGUGUCAAGGUCGAGCUGAUCGACCGCCUUGUCGAUGCUGGCUUGUCCACCGUCGAGGCUGGAAGCUUCGUGAGCCCGAAAUGGGUCCCCCAGAUGGGAGGGACACCGGACGUGUUGAAGCAGAUCAGGUCCCGCCGCCCCAACGUGCACUACCCAGUCCUAGUUCCGAAUCAACGCGGCCUUGACGAUUUGCUAUCUCUGCUCGACUCCCAUCCUGCUUUGACCGACGAAAUCGCGGUCUUUACCUCUGCAACUGAUGCCUUCAAUAAAGCGAAUCUCAAUUGCACUGUUGCAGAGUCCCUCCAGAAGCUCCAGUCCGUGGUGUCCACGGCGAAGGAGAAGGGGCUGAGAGUGAGAGGAUAUGUCAGCGUGGUCGUGGUCUGUCCAUACUCGGGCAAGGUGGACUAUCGGAAGGUGAGGGAGGUGGCGAAGGAGUUGGUGGAUAUGGGCUGCUAUGAAGUUAGUUUGGGUGAUACCGUUGGCCAGGCUAGACCGCAUGAAGUGGCGGAGAUGCUUGAGGAGGUUAAGCUGAGCGUUCCAGUUCAUCAAUUGGCUGGACAUUUUCAUGAUACGUAUGGGACAGCCGUGGCUAAUGUGCUCAAAGCGCUGGAACACGGUGUGAGGACGAUUGAUGCGUCUGUGGGCGGACUUGGAGGGUGCCCGUAUUCUCCUGGGGCCACAGGGAACGUUGCCACGGAGGAUGUCCUGUAUGCCUUGCAGGAUUCCCCAUACACGGUGAACGGCGCAGACGACACCCCUGUCAGCUUGGAAAAAGUGGCUAGCAUUGGCAGUUGGAUAAGUCAAGCGCUUGGCCGGGACACGGUGCAAUGGUGUGAUGUCAUUCUGAGCUUACCCCGCCGGAUCAAUGGGCAUGUAUUUACCGAGCCGGUAUAUCUACAUGGACUUCAGUCGUUACCCGUCCAGGUCAAAGCUGGAUUGGCCCCUUUCCGACCUCUACCUUCCCUCACCUCACCUUUCUCUCGAGCCGGCAGAGCGAUGGUGUUGAACAAGCAAACGUAUGUCUUCGAUCCUAGGCCGAAUUACCCAUUGGUGGUUACGGCAAAUCGGUAUUGGGACCCAGAGACGAGUGCGGUCGAUGGCGUGACGGUUGUGUUUGCCCAUGGCACGGGGUUUAAUAAGGAGAGUUGGGAACCGACGAUUGAGGAUGUCCAGAAGGCUCUUGAGGGCAAUCAGACGGUCAGGGUCAGAGAGUAUUGGUCAAUUGACGCGCCGAAUCAUGGAGAUAGUGCCGCGUUGAAUCAGGAGACGUUGAAGGUCGGGUAUACGCCUAUCUGUGAGUGCCACCUCCAAAUCUUUGACUCAGUGCUAAGCAGAAUUGCUAGUCGGAUGGGAAGAGUACGCGAGGUCCAUCCAUCUUUUCCUUUCUGGCUAUGGAAAAGGCGUAGACGUGGAUUUCUCGAAACGGAGGCUGGUGGGAGUGGGGCAUUCCAUGGGGGCUGUGUCACUGCGCCUAUUAACGAAAGUUCAAGGGUGUUAAUGACCGGGCAUUAUCCUCACGUCAAGUUUGAGAAAGUUAUCCUCUGCGAAGUGAUGUGCAUGAACCCAAAGUUUGUUGGAAGGGCGGGUAACUUUUUGACGCAGGGAGCGGAGAAGAGGAGGGAUGUGUGGCCUUCGAGGGAGGAGGCGUAUAACAUUUUGAAGGAUAGAGGAACGUGGAAGACGUGGGAUGAUAGGGUUCUCAGGAGCUUUGUGGACACGGCUUUACGGCCGGUGGACGAAGGGAAGCAAGAGGUUACGUUAAAAUGUAGUCGAGUCCAAGAAGCGGCUUGUUAUCGUGACCCGCUUGGGUCUUCGAGGGCGUAUGGGCUCCUUGGGGAAUAUGUGAAGCGGGUCCCGACCCACCUUAUCUAUGGGGGUAUCGACGAUUAUCUCCCCGCUGAAGUCAAGACAGAUAUCCUCAAGGUUGUGGGAGACAGCGUGCAAUCAUUCACACGCGUUCCCAAAGCUGGACAUUUGAUUUCUCGUAUUAUCGGCGACGACGAAAGGUUGAAAAUGGCGUCUGUUCAGGUCCUCCCCAUCGAGAUCCCAGCAGUUCCUGAAUCCUACAAGAUCCCCAGCGCGCCUUCGAGCUCGCGGUUAUCCCCCCCCCAUCCCAGCGGACACCGACAACUUCUCCAGGUUGGACCAGCAUAUUUGAACCACCUCCGAUUGACCCUGCGCCAUUCGCACUCGUUCUCUGCUCUUGAUAAGCAUUUGGAGGAGGAGAGGGAGCGACUCGCCAAGUUGAACCCUGAUGCCGAUGCUGAGGAGGAUGAUCUUGGUGUUGGCGACGAGGAGGAGACUGAAGAGUUGUUGAGCUAUGAUCCAAAGGAGUGGAAGAAACAUGAUCUGUAUGCUAUCCUUGGCUUGUCCCACCUCAGAUAUCGCGCCAACGCUGAGCAGAUUAAGAUCGCUCACCGCAAAAAGGUUCUCAAGCACCACCCUGACAAGAAGGUCUCCACCACUGGCCCUACCACCGAUAUCCACCUCAACACCAACGACGAUGCAUUCUUCAAAUGUAUCCAAAAGGCACACGAGGUUUUGACCAACCCUGAGAAGAGGAGACAGUUUGACUCCGUCGACCCUCAAUUCUUGGAGUUGGAAGAGUAUCUCCCUACUGCUUCCCGCGUCAAGGCCAAGGACUUCGAUUUCUUCAAAGAGUUCUCUUCGGUCUUCGAUCUUUACUCGAGGUUCUCCAAGAUCCAGCCCGUUCCUGGCCUUGGCCAUAUCGAUUCAACGAAGGAGGAGGUCGAGCAUUUCUACGACUUUUGGUACAACUUUGACAGCUGGAGAAGCUUCGAAUGGCUCGACAAGGAAGUCAACGAGGGUAGCGACAGCCGUGAUGACAAGCGAUACACUGAGAAGAAGAACAAGACCGAGCGUGCCCGCAGAAAGAAGGAGGAUACUGCCAAGUUGCGCACUUUGGUCGAUCUCGCUUUGAGCGUUGAUCCUCGCAUUAAACGGAUCAAGCAGCAAGAAAAGGAAGCUCGUGAGGCCAAGCGUCGUGCCGCUCAGGGUGGCCCUGUCAAGAAGAGCAAGGCCGAUGAGGACGCUGAGAAGAAGCGCCUUGAGGAGGAGGCUAAGCAGAAGGAGGAAGCUGAGAAGGCGGCUCGUGCUGAAGCGAAGAAAGCCAAAGCUGCCGCUGCUAAUGCUGCCAAGAAGGCUCGUCGUGCACAGCGUGCAGCUGAAGAGGCAGCCGCCGCUGCCGCCGCUGGCAACUAA
This is a messenger RNA of Coprinopsis cinerea okayama7#130, 3366 nucleotides long. RefSeq names its product zuotin. NCBI's taxonomy places the organism in Eukaryota, Fungi, Basidiomycota, Agaricomycetes, Agaricales, Psathyrellaceae. Gene Ontology annotation, biological process: ketone body biosynthetic process; L-leucine catabolic process. Gene Ontology annotation, molecular function: hydroxymethylglutaryl-CoA lyase activity. The record is from RefSeq and is a predicted model, not a curated record. The transcript is spliced from 17 exons. Bases 1 to 3366 code for a protein of 1121 amino acids.